AUAUUUAUAAAUCCCAAACUUUAUUUCCCACAUUCAGGUCUUGUACUCAAAACCUAAACCGAAUGGUCCGCUGCUUGCCGACUACUGCCGGCAGAGCUUGCGCCGGCGAGAUCACUUCAAUCUACACCACACAUCUCGGCACCAUUACCCUGACCUGGAGCCGAACCUCCCUCGGCGUCUUCCUCCUCGCCGAUCUUCUCCUUACUCCGUCACCAUCGCCGGCGAAUAACAACGACAACGCGAUCUCCGAUCAUCUUCGUCUGUGUAUCCGUCCAUACCUCACGUGGAAGCGAAAGGGUUCAAAACAUCGCCGCUUUAGAUCUGCAAACGAUCGCCGCCGUGUCGUAGAGCUCGUUUGGGAUUUUUCCCUUGCUACCUUCUGUCGCGGACCAGAACCUACUGGUGGGUUCUUUCUAUCCAUUUCUGUGGACAGCGAGAUCGCUCUCGUCGUUGGGGAUAGCGAGGAGAAAGACUGCCGGCUUACCGGCUCAUUGAAAUCCAAGAUUUCUGGGAAGCGAUCGGAGCUCAUCUCGCGGAGAGAGCGGGUAAGAUUUGGGGGAAUCGGAGAUGAGAUGUCGCAUGUGACGAAGGGAUGGUUUGAAGGGAAGGAGAUGGCGAUUUCGAUUUUUGUCGAUGUUGAGGGAGAGGAAAUGAGGAUAGGGAUUGACGGAGAGAUAGUUUUGGAGGUGAGUAAAAUUUGUUGGAAGUUUAGGGGGAGCGAUGGGGCGGCAUUGAAGACGCCGUCGGCGAUCGGAGAGGCAGGGGAGGCUGUGUUCGUUUUGCGAUUCGAGAGGGGAGAGGGAUGGGAGGAGCGGGCAAUUUUUGAAGGGCGGGGUUGUUUUUGUAAGGGUGAUUGGAGCGAUAGUAGUAGCGGGUCGCUGUCGGGAUCGUCGGUGGAGGAAUUGGAGUGCUGCGGGGAGGGAAUAGCGGCUGAGCUUCGCCGGAGGAGGGUUCGCCCUUCUUGUCUAUGGACUUUGGUUUCCGAGGACUCUAUGAAGUCUUCUUCGGCAGCAAUGUGGUCAUUUGCUAAUUCCAAGACCUUCGAGAAGGUCUUUGGCCUCAGUAAGUUCAGGUCAUACCUGAAUCGCUUAUUGUGGAUCCCCAACUUCAGAACGCUCCAGGAGGUGCUUCUGGAAAUCGAAGGAUGGGAUGAUCUCAUUCGAAAGGUUUUUAAACCAUCAGAGUGUGGCUUCAUUCAACGUGGUCAGAAACAACAAAUGUUGCAAUCUGCCGGUAAGGAAUCUCUUGGUCCCUCAGUUGGCCGAUCACCGGGCCUGGCCGAUCACCGGGCCAACUGUGGGGCGCUGGCUAAUUGUCUAGAGGAGCUUUCUGAGGGCGAGUAA
Phalaenopsis equestris is the source of this 1343-nucleotide messenger RNA. RefSeq lists its product as uncharacterized. The transcript has 5 exons. The record is from RefSeq and is a predicted model, not a curated record. Lineage: Eukaryota; Viridiplantae; Streptophyta; Magnoliopsida; Asparagales; Orchidaceae. Bases 63 to 1343 code for a protein of 426 amino acids.